Puma concolor (puma) is the source of this 1455-nucleotide messenger RNA. The record is from RefSeq and is a predicted model, not a curated record. Lineage: Eukaryota; Metazoa; Chordata; Mammalia; Carnivora; Felidae.
AUGAACACGCCGGAGGCGCCCGUGUUAGCCCCGGACCCGGACCCGGCCCCCGCCCCGGCCCGCCUCUCUCCUCAAGCUUCCCUGACGGAUAAAGACCCGGACCCUGAACUGGUACCACCGCCGGCCGAUGGGGAUGAGCCGCCCCGCUUGUCCCCAGAUCCCAAGGCCGGUUCAGCUGGUUCCCAGGAGACGGGAGAGGGAGGCUCAGCUUCUAUCUCCGCUUCCCCGGAAACGGGGUUCGGUACUCCUAGGGAGCCGAGCCCUCCAGUCGAGAAGCCAGAACUUUCUGAGAAUGUGAGCCCUCCUGCAGAAGAGCCGGACAGGCCGGAGCUGGGGCCCGGAGAGCCCACAGCAGGUGUGUCUGAGGAAGCUCCUCCGGAGGAUGAGGGAUUCAGCACCUGGAGCUAUAGCUUCUCCCAGCUACCUCGAUUUCUCAGUGGUUCCUGGUCGGAGUUCAGCACCCAGCCCGAGAACUUCUUGAAGGGCUGUAAGUGGGCCCCUGAUGGUUCCUGCAUCUUGACCAACAGUGCUGAUAACAUCCUGCGUAUUUAUAACCUGCCCCCAGAGCUGUACAAUGAGGGGGAACAGCUGGAAUAUGCAGAAAUGGCCCCCGUCCUUCGAAUGGUGGAAGGUGACACCAUCUACGAUUACUGCUGGUAUUCGCUGAUGUCUUCAGCCGAGCCAGACACCUCCUACCUGCUCGAGGCAGACGGGACAGGGGAGGCACUGGUUCCCUGCACGUGGAACAAGAGACAGAGAUCAAAAAAGCAGGGCCAGAGUGGCAUCAUCUCCUGCAUAGCCUUCAGCCCAGCCCAGCCGCUCUAUGCCUGUGGCUCCUACGGCCGUUCCCUGGGUCUGUAUGCCUGUGACGACGGCUCCCCUCUUGCCUUGCUGGGAGGACACCAAGGAGGCGUCACUCACCUUUGCUUUCACCCCGACGGCAACCGCUUCUUCUCAGGAGCCCGCAAGGAUGCUGAGCUUCUGUGCUGGGAUCUCCGGCAGCCCGGUCAUCCACUGUGGUCCCUGAGUCGAGAGGUGACCACCAAUCAGCGCGUCUACUUCGAUCUGGACCCGACUGGGCAGUUCUUAGUGAGCGGAAGCACCAACGGGGCGGUGUCCGUGUGGGACACCAGCGGGGCCGGACGCGAGGGGAAGCCGGAGCCAGUGCUGAGUUUUCUGCCCCAGAAGGACUGCACCAACGGAGUGAGCCUGCACCCCAGCCUGCCAUUGCUGGCCACCGCGUCAGGUCAGCGCGUGUUUCCGGAGCCCACGGACAGUGAGGACGAAGGGGAGCAGCGGGGGGACCUUCCUCUGCUUUCCAUGCGCCACGUCCGCUUUGAAAGUCAGCUUCAGCUCUGGUGGUGUGGGGGGGGCCCGGACACCGGGGUCGCUGACGCUCACCGGGACGGGCAGGGACAGGGAGGGACAGAGGAAGGUGGGGGCGAGUUGAUAUAA